CACAUCUCCACUCAGCCAGACGCACCGAGAGACGGUGGUGAAUGAGGAGGACCCGUGCGUAUUUACGCUCAGUGCGUACAUGUGUGUGGGGGGGAAGAGUUAGAGAGUUUGCCGCGUGCUGACAGGAGAACCUCGCGUGUUUGAGAGCGGGACCUAAAGAUAAGCUUCAGAAGGAGGAAGAUUCAUUUGGCUUUGACUUGACUGCAGCUCCACGCGCUCUCUUGGCUGGUUGUAACGCGCGACAGAGUAGGAAAGCAAACACGCUGAUUAAGAAGAAGGGGCUGAUUCAGUCCGAGCGGCUCCAGAGUUUUAAUCGUAUUUUUAGUAUCCCCCCUUUUUUUUGCCUCCUCUGCCCGUCCCUCCUGAGUGCGGAGCGGCAGGACGGACCGUGAGGCUGCGCGUCUCUGCCGGUGGAUGAUCCACUGGAUGCGGGACUAUGGAUUAGGAGACCUCUCUACUGCUGCUGGUGCUGCUGCUUCAGUUUUACCGCCGACCCCCUGUUUACUCCGGAAUUAUUUCAGCUUUCAUCAACCUCCCCUCCUUCCCUCUCGAGAUGACCGAGGAAUAUGUUUUGCGGUGCGUCCUGAUGCUCUGCUGCGCGCUGCUCUCGGCCAACGCGAGCAACUGGCUGUAAGUUUGGCACUAUACGUUCAUCAACUGACAACGUACAUCACUCUCUAUUCCCUCUUUUUUUUCUAUCAUUCCUGAAUCCUCUUGCUCUCCCUCAUCUUCAGAUCCACUCAUCAUCUGUCCUCUUUCUGCAGCUCAGUGGCUGCCCGGGUUAAACAUUAACCACCACACAUACUCAUACACACUCAGACGUAAUCAUUUACCAGCACCGACAUCCCCCCGCGAAGAUUCCCACUGAAAAGCCACUCACGAUGUCCGCGCAGGAAAGAUGCAGAAAGGACCGAUCCCUGCAUUCUUGGAUAGAACACUGCGUCUAUUAGCCUAUGUUCAGUAGCAGGUGGGACCAAUAAUAUAAUGCAUUCACAGCCUGAAGACAGAGGUUUUUAAAUAGGUAACAGAUGCAGCAUUUUGUCAGUAAACAGCCCUGUUUAUUGUUUAGUCUUAAUAAGCCCCAAAAUAUUUUAAAAUAUUUAAAACACAUUUUAGAAAAAAUAAGCGCUGCCUUUAAACUUUACGUGCUAUAUCAUAAAAAUAUAAACUUAAUAUAAACUUUUGACUUGCAUCCAAAUCAGACUGAUUCCAUCGUCUUAAAUUAUUGAUUAUCUGACUGCAUAUAGAGGAAUGAAACCACUGUCAGUUUUAGAGCACAGCCCUGGGGUUCCCGUGCAUCCUGGAAAAACCUGGAAAACAGAUGACCAAUUUUCCAGUUUCAUUGGAAGUCACAUGAAAAAAUGAGUGAACUUGCAAAAUGUCCUGGUAAAUCUUUCAAACACUCUUCUCAGUGAAUAUCAGAGCUCCCCAAAACAGAUGAUAUUGUCAUCUAAAGGGACCGAAUGGUGGUCCCAAUCAUAUCAAACAGCAACCGUCCCUCACGGACAAUCUUAUAAAGACUAGGCUGUAAACCCUCCUCAGUAAAAUAGUUGUACCUGCAGGGUCAAAUGUAGAAAUAGGAAUAACUACUGGCUACUUAUGGUCAUUUAUAUUAAGUGUGUGGAUGUAAAAGUCGGCUAAUUUGAAAUGGGCAGCAUGUUUGGUUUAGUCGCUAACAUGCAAGUUAGCUUGUGCUGCACAGAACAACACAAGGUUAGACAUGGGAUUUCAAAUGUGUGUUUAGCAGGGGACCAUAGACUGUAUCUAGAAUGGACGCCAUCUGCCUCCUUGCUGAGUGAAACCUCCACUAGAACAGCACCCCCUGGUGACAGGCUGCAGUAUAGGUCAUAAAUCCCGCCUCCUCAUGAAACAUACAUUUUUCUCCCCCCUGGUUGCGAUGUUGACAUAUAGUUCAUGUAAGACUGGUUUGUGCUCAAGUCCUCUCUUUUUUCCAUUGUUAAAAGUUAUUAGGAAGUUCAUGUUUUCUAUGAUUGACACUUGAUACAGCCGGUGAGCGUAUGGAGAUUGCGUGGCUCACCCGCGAUCACAGCUACUCUUCCGCAAAACGCUACUGAGCAAAUGCAGGUUUCAGGAAAUGGAGAAAAUCCCAGGAAUACCGAGAGUCAUUUGACGUUAAAUUCCUUCAAUGACGGGAGGCAAAACCACGCUGUCCGUACUGAUUUGGACGUACUAUGGCAGGGACAGGAAAUGUGGGGGAAUGACACACACCAAAUCAUGUCAGGUCUGAUAGAACAUGGACUGUAGCCUCUUUUACAUGAAGUGCACGUUUUACCGACCAGUUGUUGGGAGAGUUUGAUGAUGAUCGGGUCACGGUGGUUAAAACUACAUACAUCUAUUGCCCCUUUCUGGGUGUGAGAAUGACGCCUUUUAGUUUACCAGCUGGAAUAAGACUGACAAGGUCCUGGAAAAGUCCUGGAGAGCGAUGGUUACAAUACAGUGGGAACCCUGAUCCUGCAAAUGCACCAAGUCAGAAAAGAAAAUGGUAAUAAAUCAGAACGGUUAACGCUGGUGAGGUUGACUUCAUAUAUCAUCCAUUCUUGUUUUUUUGUUCGGAGGAGAUGUUAAAAUUUUCAGUCUGUCGGACUUCAGCGGCUCUUAAUCCCGGCCGAGGCAAACACACAGAGUGACUGUGUAGCAGAGCUGCACAGUGCCACCUCUUCCUGGGGCCGGUUGGUUGGGUCGCAUGUGUGUGCCUGCUCUCCCAGCAGCCUGUGGGAGGUGGUUAGGUGGGUUUCUGCAUUCCUCCACAGGCUCCGCUCCAUUUUCUGCUGCCAUUCAUCCCUCAUAGUUUUAGCAAAUUUACAAGCAGCACUCAUCAUUUAAGGAGGACCAUCUAGCUUUCCUUCAGGGAAUCAAGGCUGGUGUAAAAUGCAUGCUACCUUUACAAAACUACUUAUUUUCAUCAUAUAAAACAUUUCCCUUCGCUAAUAAUCUUUCAAAGCUGCUUAAAAUGCUGAUAUGUGUGUCUUCAUUUUCCUUCUGGUGUAAAUUCCUUUGUGAGAUUUAUAAAAACAUACCUACAGCCUUGUCUGUUUAUGUUUACGGAUCGCUGCAGACAGCCUAACUGAUAUUGGUGACAGAUUCAUCAGAAUAAAUCAAAUCACAGCCUUGCCAAACAGCACUGCCUACCUUGAACUCUGUCGCUGAGUGCAGGGUAAUUGUGCUGUUUGGGGCUGAAGGCGUGGUGACAGCAGUACAGCGCAGACAUGUACAGGCAGGCUGCUGAGCUGCCAGUCGGUUCCACGGGGUUUCACUGUUUGGAAAAAUCUGUGCGAGGUUGUGCGGACUGUGUCUCAACACUUCAGCAAAUCCUAGAGCAGCAGUUUUACCUCCGUGCAGCAGCAGGUACACUCAGGGUCAAAGGACAGAGAACAAUAGAGAGAAGUCCUCUGCAUUGUUUACUACAGGGACAAUUGUCUUAAAAACUGUAUUUAAUACAUCUUUAAGUCAUCCAUUAUUUAAAGUGUUCAAAGGCAGAAGAAAGAAAGAAGAAGAUGAUGAUAAACUGAAUAAAUCCUGAAGGAAAUUCAUUUUUCCCCCCUCUGUUCAUGAACACGCUAUAAAGGCACAUGCACAAUCAGAACCCAGUAAACAUGCAUUAAUGGAGAGAGGGGGCUGCACACAAACAAGUGGGGAGGGAGCAGCUUAACAUGCAGGUGGAACCAAAGGGAGGUUGAGAGUGAAAGUGUGUUAUCUUGUGUACAGGGGCAGAUCCAGGAGGUGGCCAUGGCCCUUAAAUUCUGAUUGGCCACCCGAAAACUCCUGAAUAAUGAUUAGCUUUUUGCCUCAUGAGAGGUCAUUUUGGUGUCAGAUAAAUGGUUUCCACAGGUUUCCAGCAGCUCUUUUACCCUCCUCCUGUCUUGGGGUCUGCACCGACCCGUUUUUGUUUUUAAAUACUUGAAAGAACCACAUAAAUGAGCUUUUUUGCAUCAAGACUUUUUGACUUUGUCAGGAACCUCUAGUUCAACAAAAUAAAAAUAAAAAAUUAAAAUGACUAAAUUAUAAAAUGCUCUUAUUAAAAUGAUGGCACUUAUCACGUUAGGGUCCCUGAUAACCUGGUUAGAUUAUAAAACAAUAAUCAGAGCAAAUACUGAAAUCGUAAGUGCAAUGUCAUGUGACACACUGACAGUCAGAUCCUCUUCAAAUCAUGUGAGAUUCAGGAAAUUCUCAUUUUGCCUGUUUGUUCCCUGCACAAAAAACAACAACGGACAUGUCCAGACAUGUGAGAUCAAUUCAGCACAGAUGUCUGUAUGAGGGUAUCCUGACAAAGAAAGGCCCAGAGACCCACAACAAAUAAUAUUACCAGCAAUAUUUUCAUGGAUAAUGAAGCCUAACAAGGUAACCUAGAGAUGAGAACCAAAUUGGGAAAUAGGGAACUGUUUCAGUGUAACUUGCAGCUGAUUUAAGACACAGAUCAAAACCGUUAACAUAGUGGGUGCGUAGUAAAAGCUAACACAGGAGGAAGGUUUAUCUAAAUUUUGUUGCACAUCUCCUUUUGUUGGUGCACAAGACGAGAAUUAUUUCUUCGGCCAGGAAAAUAGCACAGAUGUCAAAGCAAAACCAAAUCAUCCCUACAACACCCUCGUAGUUAUUUUCCUUGACGUGACAAAGGUCUUGCAGAUCCAUUAGCAAUAUUACUUAUGUUUUCAUGAGUAAAUAACUCCUAAUUUUUUCACUUUUACCUCACUGAGUGAUUAAAUUUGACUCUUUUGUUGUUUAAACGUCACUAUAAGAGUGAUACCUUCAUUAAAGUCAGACUCCAUGUAUGUUUCAAUCCACCAAACUUCACGAUGUAAAAACUUCUACGAAAGUUGAAGUCUCUCUUUAGUUUGGAAAGAACUGAUAGAUAGUGCCAAAAAUCCACUGGCCCCUGCCUGCUGUAUUUUAAUCGUUCUCUUUCCUUUGUAAUCUAAACACCUCCAGGCUUUUGGACCGCUAUGCUUGUUAAAUAAGUUAUUUCAAACAUGUCACCUCGGCCUUUUAGAAAUUAUGACAGGCAGGCCCUAUUUUUUGACACUUUGUGGAAACAAUCCUUAAUUUAUUAGUUCUGAAAAUACUCAGAGGGAGAUUUUAAACAUACCUGUUAGUUGUAGAGAUGUUAAUUAUCAGUACUUAAGAAAUAUGACAGAAUAAUACCGUUUCACAAAUAAAAGGUUUACUAAAAUACACAUGCUUUGAGAGUGACUCAGAACAGCUCAAAUACGUCUCAGCUGUUCUUACGUCACUUGAAACCACAGCCUGAACCGGACUGUUUGUUUACCUCACCUGCAGCUCUGUCUGUGCCUGUCACCUUUAGCCCGUCAGCCAGGAUGUGAUGGCUUUGCCAAAUCUCUGUGGCUGCUGAGUCAUGUUUAGUGUCCAGCCGUGGAAAAAAGGAUUUGCAUAUUACUUUUCAUUAGUUUGUCAGUCAUCGCCCUCCCCCUUUUUCUUCUCCUCCUCCUCCUCCUCCUCUUGCUCCACUCUGACUUUCUCUGCUGCACCUGCACGCUGCUUCAGGUCUGCCUGUGAGUGUGGGAACUUUUUGAUUAAGCCUGUAUGUUGACAUCUGUCCUUAACAGUGCCACACAUUAAGUAUUUACCUCACUUAUGGCAAAUGAAUGGCCACCACUUUCAGACACUAUCUAUCUCUGACUCACACACAGUCAUACACGCAAUCAGAAAUUCAGUUUUAUAUAUAAAUAUAUGAAGUGAGAGAAAGAGCAAUACCAGGAUACCAAACCGGUGCUUAUUCUGACACUGAACCAAACCCUACACUGAGGAGAGAGCUGAGUUAUGUCUGCUGUGAAAGCAUAUGUUUAUGCAGAGUGGAGUGGUGGUGGAAAAUGUACUUAUACUUUCUUUUGAGGAUCUACCAUUGUUGCACUUCACCAAGGAAAUAAUGAUGCCAUGAGUGUCAUGUGGACGAGUGUAGAGGUGCAGGCUAUUGCUGGAUAUAUAUUAGUGUAGCCCCCUCACUCAAUUCCUAUUUUUUUAAAUACUAUUACCUACCGGAUCAUACACACAGUAUUUUGCAUGGGAGAGGAAUUGGUGAUGCUACAGAAUAUAAACCAGGGAAUUGUGUGAUGUGUCUGUGUGAGUGUUAACUCCCAUGCAUGUCUUAAGAUAGCUCCCCAAAUGUGCACAACAUCAAUUAACAGGAACUACACGUUUAAAUUCACAAAUGUUCACAUUUAUUCACAGGAUAAAGAAAUAAAAAGAAGAAACAAAAUAGUUCUUAAUACCCAGGAUUUUAUAAAUCAGUCUGUGGCACCACGUACGUUGGCGCGCUGUUGGAGCCCUUGUAUGAGUGUGAUUUCCAAGUCGUUUGUACUCACGGUUACUUGCAAAUUUAGUGUGUUGUUACAACCAUCACGGAAACACAGAACGGAAGGAGAAAGUCGGUCCGCAUGCCGAAGUCCCAGGCGCGGCAAGUCCGGAGCACCUCUACUGUCGCAGCACGAGCGGCCGGUAUCCGAAGCACACUGACGGCACAAAAAACAAAACUUCACAUACACGUACUCACUCACAACGUGCCUGCGGUAACAAUAAGCAGUCUGAUACUCACUCAGGAACUUGAAAUUAACACCCGACCUCGCACGUGCAUCCUGACUCCAGUCUUCCUCUGCUCCUGCACAGUCGAUGCUAGUCAGCUAACAAUUUAGCAUAUAGCAUAUUUACGAACCUCGCCGAAUUUACCAACAACACUCACCCGCACGUCUCGAAACAACCACACGCCCCCGCCGCGAUCCAACACACCGAGCCUCAAUCCCGUUGGGUCUUCAUUUAACACUUAACAACGAAAGAACAAACUUUCACACUAUUAUUUCGCCUUUUCUCGGCAUCGGCGGAGCAUUUUUCCGCUGUGUCAAUCACCGCUCUCUCUCACCGAGAUGAAAACCCCGCCUUCCCAAAAACUGACAGGUCCCACUCCUCACCCAAACUUGACAAUGAUUGGCGAUACGCUCGUGACGCCUGUCAAUCACGCAAUACAGGGACCAACGGACAUGAGGCGUUCAAGGUCUGCCUUAACUGCGGGAUAUUUGAAAACUUUAACCAAAAAAUUACAUUCCUGAGAUUUUGAGGUGAUAUCUUACUGAAUCAACAAGAAAAAUAAGAGCUAUCACAGAAUCAAACAACUUUAAGAAUGAACUCAAAUUACUAGGGCACUACAUUAGUUACUGAAGCAGGCUAUCGGGGGCCUUCAUCACAUUGGAAAUGUUGACUGAGAUUUCGUCCAGUCUCGCGAGAAAUAUCAGUAAUCUCACGAGGGCUUCUCCUUCGAUAGCGGCAGCGGAUCGGAUCCGGUGGGCGCUGUAUGCUUGCAGAUCUGAUCCGCCUGCCGGUCAAGAGCAGAGCAGAGCCGUUCCAGAUCCAGUGGGAUUCCUGGGUCAGCGUCUCGGUCUGAUUGCAUUUUCAUGAAGUAAUGAUCAUAAAUUUUCUGCUGCACUCAGUGAUUGACUCGUUAGUAACUAGCACAACACUGGUUGGCAGAGGCUAAGUAUGCACAGGUAGUUGGCAGAUGUCUAAGAACAGGGUGAGGCAUAGGCAUGCCGCUGGUGCCUGUUUUCUUUUGGAGUUCACAAGUUGGCAAAUUAGAGUUUCUCAAGACAGAGAUCAGGAUUCCUUCCUGGUUCUGAAAUGGAGAUAUGAUGUUUACAUGCACAAAAAGAAAAACUUACUAUAAGUGGUACUUUAGUUCAUGGUUAAACAUGCUCAUCAAUCAGCUGUUGUCUUUUGAUCAGUGAGGGGUCCUGCUGAAGGAAAAGCAGUUGAAUCUUUCGCUCACAGACAGCAUGACAUCUACACAUGGAUGGAGUCUCCCCGGCGUCUCUUUUUAUCUGACUCUGUCUUUGUGUGUAUCUGAACAUGCAUGUAUACAUCCUGGACUGCUCCAUGGUGAAGUGCUGAUGGCAGCUGAUGGGUAACCAGAGAAAGGAAAGCAGAGACCUUGGCAUUACAGUACACGCUGGCGCCUGGCACUUUUUUCUCUCGCACACUCACACACACACUCACUCAUGAAUGAGGUAAAGCUGUGGAAUGUUAUUUUGAGCCCUCCUGUCACCAGAGUGUGCGCAAUUAUCCCGACACACUUAGAGCUUUGGAGGAUAACUCGGGAUGACCAGAUUAUCACCAGAACGGCUGAAGAUGAUGAUGAAACACCAUGGACCGCUGAAAGACAGGAGGCAGCUUGAACAGAUCUAUAGAAAGGUGGACGGGGCUUUUAGGCGACAUGACUCAUCCCCUGGUGCCUGUGACAGAGGACUUGCGCUUCUGAGCGACAAUGGAUUCAAACAGCUGACUGCAUUUGGAAGUGUAUACCACAGCUUCUGUUUGAUUCAGAGCAGAGACAGUCAUUUGCAGGUCUAGACCACGCUCAUUGUUUGAUGAAUUAUCAAGAACCAACCUAAGAUGGGUUUUGGCCCAUCUCAUCUAACAUGAGUAACAGUGGCAAGGAUAAACUUCCUUUUAACAGGCAGAAACCUUGAGCAGGACCAGACUCAUGCCAGACAGCCACCAUGCCGCUGCUGCUGGGUUGGAGAGGAAUACAGAGAGAAGAGGGGAGAGGGCAGGGGGAUGUAAUUGUAUCAAGGGGGACAGAGACAAAAUCAAUUUAAGGCUAUUGUCAAGUGGUGACGUAGAUCAGUUUUACACCAUCAUAUAGAGGGGUAACAAAUCAAAACAAACAUGCAGUACAUCUAAUUUUAUGGAGAACUAUAUUGUAGAUUCUUUCAUAGAUUCAGUGUGUGUUCAACUUUUUGAGAUAAUCAAUUGUCUAAAUCAUUUUUUUUUUACCCAGCCCUAGCUUAGACAUCCAUGGUUCCUGGAUGGUGAGCAUUUCUCCAACCUCUUCAUGUCAUUUCCACCGGCUUCUUUCCGUUCCGCUGCAGAUCCCCGGACUCUGCAGCUGAUUGCAAGAGUUCUAUUUUUCCGUACGCCGAGGCAUGCUGCAUAAAUUCAACACAGAUUAGCCCGUGCUGGAAAGGAAGUCGGGCAGAGACACAAAAUAAAACAACCACGUGUUUAAGACGGAUCGUUUUUCACACCAUGCAAACGGGCGGGGACAAACAAGUGAAAGUUUGAUAGACAGCAUUUCUUCCCAAUGACAUUGUGGAUGAAAAGAUGCUGAUUUUAUAAGUCUAGAAGUGGAUUUCCUCCUCUGGACGGACACAAUCCACUGCUUAUAUGGUUAGCCGAUGUGGCUGAAGACAACUUGUUAUCACGGGACUGCAUGUGAAUCCCCAGGUUCUUGAGAGUUGUGACUUGUGAUUCUCGCUGUCUGUAAUCCCCCCACUUCGCUUAUGUGUUGCAGUGUUAACUGUGUCUGUAGAGGCAGCUCAAAAUGUGAGCGUUGUGAUUCAUUUUAAACUGAAUGACAUAUUUAUUUGAAUUACAAAAAUGAAGAGAGAAGGAAACUAUCAUUUUGUUUAGAGUUAUCGAUCUCUCCAGUGAGUAGCUGUGUAUAGACAGCAGGUUUUUAUAGUGCAGAAAUUCUUCUGCUCCUGCUCACCGUGUCAGGGUUCAAACUCGCAAUAACAAACUGAUAACUUAACAUCAUCCCUGAGAUCCAUCAAAGACAUCCUUUGACUCUAGAGCCUAAAGAAUGAACAUGUUUUCUUAAGUAUCCACCGCUUUUAAUCUAGAUGCCAGUAUUGAUAUUGUUUAAUAAGCGCCACAGCAUGUCCCUAUUCAAUAGACAAAACAAGGAUUUUGAUUGAGAGCCAGCGUUUUAUCUUUUAUCAAAUUGCUCUAAAAGAAUUGUUACACUGUGGACUUUUUCUUAUUCCUCUUCCGGACAAAUUUCCAUUUGCUACUAGUCCUACAGCGUAAAGAGUUGUAGGACAAAUUAUAUCAAAAUGUGCAGUUUGAUCAGGAUUGGUGUGCUAUUACUUUUCUCUAUUGUAUAUGAAGUCGUGUAAGUCACGAAAAACUGAAAGUUGUACAUUAAAGUCAACUGAACAAGAGAAAUAAAAGAGCAGUUAUUGGAGUUUUUUGAACGUGUACUGCUCCAGCUGCGUUUAUUUGUGGCACUAAUAAAUACAUGAAAAAUUAAUGUUUUUUGUAGGUUUGCUUUCUAUAAUAUCACAAUGCUACUAGUACUAAUUUAAUCUCUAAAGAUUACACUCCGGUAGUACUCCCCGUGGUCCUUUGAAAUUUUCGCUGAGGACAUUUUCUAGUUUUAAUCAUGUCACCCUGUCAAAGUGUUAACUACUGGGGUACAGAUCACUAAAAAUGAAGUCUCUGUUGAGGGUGAAACCCUGGAAUAAGUGCUUGUAGAGCUCACUUUAGACCGUAAGCAAUUAUCAAGAACAUUUAAAGAUAGAUUAAAUUCUUCAUUUGGGUUUGACGAGAAACAAAUAUGUCCGGUACUCCUACAAACUUUCUUAAUCCAGACAAAUCUAAACUUAAUCUUAAAAUUACAGGUCUUAGGAGUGAGGGAUUCUGCUCUGCGGGGAUGGCUGGACACCAGAUAGGUGCAAACCUUGCUGGAAGUGUUAACCUCAUACACAGAGUCCUUUAUACAGACUUGUAAACAACACAUAGUUUAUACAUGUGUGUUAACUGUGUAAAUAAAAAGCAGAAGUAUUAAUGGGGCAAGUCCAAACCAGCCCAGUGCACAUGAAUGAAUCAAUUUUACAAGCAGGCUCAUCAUAGUUUGAACACAGUCACAAACUGAGAUUCAAGAUAAAAACACCCAUAAAUUUAUCUCUGACACAGCUGAAAGCUCCAAACAAGUUGAAAUGUUUGCUUCUUUAUCCACUGAUUCAUGAUUUCAUAACUUGCUGUUACAGAAGAUGCAAAAGACAUGAGUUUUAUUAGUUUUAUCUGCUUCGAAAACAAGUUGUUGCAGACAAAGAUAACCUUGUAGUUUGAUGAAUGCAGAGUUGAACAGCAUGAGCAGGCAGGUAGUUUAGGAUAUUAAUGAAUAUAAAUAAAUAAAAUGAACUAAACAAGUAAAUGAUUGUGGGCCCAGUAACAAACCUUGUGGUACACCUGGUGACAUAUUACUGAUGAAGAAUGAUUUUUCUUAUGCUGUGUUAGCCGAUAGCUCAGUGUAGUCCUCCUCCAGUCUGACUGAUGAUACACACCACAUCUUUCUUUUUCCAGUGCCGUUAGCAUUACUCCAUGGAAGGUAGUCUGUUUAUUUAUUCCAUUCAACUUUUAGUGACCUUUGGGUAGGGCUGCACGAUUAAUCGAUUUUAAAUCUUAAUUGGAUUAUUUGAUUAUGAAGAUGUUAAAAAAAUUAAAAUCAUCAAAUUGAUUUUCCUCUCUAUCAUGUCUCGUGCUUCCAGGCCACCGUAGGCUCCCCCUUCCUGCGAGAGCGUGCCCCAGUUCCCGCACACACCAGUGUAAAUAAACAUGGCGUUUGUAAAAGAAAGCGAUAAUUUCAUGGCUAAAUGGGGCAAGAGCAAGUCAUUUGUGUGGAAUUGGUACAGCUUCGCAGUUUCGGACAAAGAGCAAACCACUCCACACUGCAAAGUCUGUUUAAAGGCGGUAUCAACCCGUCCACACGGAAAUAAAUUCAGCAGUAAAUGCAAAAGUUUUUUGUCGUAUCGGUGUUUCAUCCACACAAAAACAGUGUUUCAGGUGACUGUAAACGGUGCUUUUUGAAAACAGGUAGGAGAGUGCAUAAAUCCGUAAACAACUACCAUUUCAUCUCUGUGUGGAUGCCUAUCUGCAUCACUCUUGAAACGAUCAUGUGACACACAGCGUAACUCUUUUAUGGCACCUGCGUGGGUCCGGCCAAAACAACCUUAAUGUGCAGGCUCCCUACUCUUCUUCUCUCUUUGGUGCAUUUCCUUUGCAGUGUCACUUACUGGACAAAAUAAUAAUUUUUAAAGUGAAGUUUGGUGGAGUUGUCAUUAAAAGAAUCGAGUUUUCAGAUUAAAAAAAAAAAUGAGGAUUUUAUUUUUGGCUAAAAUCGUGCAGCCCUAACUUUUGGACAAACAUAUUGAGUCAUUUUUGGUGGUACCCAGGGCGAGUUGCUGUCAAGAACCUCGAUAUUUCAUUGGAUUUCAAUUCUUUUGGUCAUGAUUUAGAAUGAAACUGAUUCAAAUUUUGAUUCAACAGUGAUCAAUAUGCUACACAUCUCUGGCUGAGCUGGAUUUGCAGCACUGAAGUAAUAACUCCUUAUCAUUUAUUAUUAAGUCUACUUUAUCACUCUGAUUUUCUGUGUCAACUAAAGACAUUGUUUUACCACAAUCAUUACAGUCACUGCUUUGCUAAGACACAGAAGCCUGUGCUGUUACUUGUCAGAUGAUCCAGGAUCCAGCCUCUGAUAGGUCAACAGACCAAAACAAAGAUGUCACCCUCUGCCCAGCAUUUUCAACUAACAACAGAAAUGACACAGUUUCACUCAGAUUAACUCAUGAAUCAUCACAGAUGGGUUUUUAUAGGGUUUCCAAUUGUCACUGAUGGAUACUCAGUUCUGCUCCUUGGGGUCUUUGCUGUUGCUCUCCCAGUCUUGGCUUUUCUUUUAUGCUCAUGAAACAGAGGCUGUUCCCUCUGUUUGAUAAAGUAUUUUAUGUCUGCAUGAGGAAGGACAGGGAGCUCUUUAAACAGGGUCAUACCACCAAAGACUAAACUACUAAAGUAAAUAAGUCAUUCUUCUGACACAAGUGGUCCUGACUGAACAAUACAUAUAGUAUAGUUCAGUCCAAGUGUUUGACAUAUAGUCACACACUUGGACCGCUUCUGUCCCCUGUCCACCUUGAUCUUGACCUCUUGAUUGGUGAACAUGUUGACUGCCUCACUCACUGACUUAAUGACAAACAACUGACUAAUCCACAGGGCACCCAGUGGGAGUGGGGCUUCAUCACAUUAGAAGAGUUCCAUGAUUGUUUGAAUUGCUAAAAAAUACUACAAUGCACAGUUUCCUCCAGGAUUUUUUUUUUAAGUUUAAAGUAUUUUUAAUGGGGAGCGUGUAUUAGAAAUCAGAAAUAAACUGGGCCAAUAGUCGGCAGAAAUUGUUUAUAUCCGACGUCUUCUGCGGAUAUAAACGAUUUCUGCAGACUUUGCAAAGUCAACUGCACAAUCAACAGCGUUCUGAAUGAACGGCGCUUUGAAAAGUCCCACAGCAUGUGUUAGACGUCACCAUCUACACAUGGACCAAUCAGGGGCUGCCUUUCACUGUUGUCCAGGGAACAGUGGAAACACAGUCACUGAUUGGCCCGGUUAUUUUCUGAUUUCUAAUACUCGCUCCCAAUUGGCCAAAGUUCAGACUGUUGUGGGAAGGAACGGCAAGUGAUUCACACAACUGGAUGGCCCAGCCAGGCUAACUCCUUGCUGCCAGACAGGAAGUUGAAACUUUUUAAAAGUAAGUUAUUUGCAAAACAGUGUCACAUUACAUGAGUACAAUUCCACACUCUUGUUAUGGUCCUUGAAUGUGCGUAUAUAAAGUCUUUAUGUUUAUAUGAGUCCAUUCAUACAAUGUAAUUUAAAUUUGAAACAUCUUAAAAAAUAAUUAUAAUUCUGAAGGCAUGGUGGCUUUUGUUUUGCCAUGGCGAUGCAUCACAAUCAUUUACAUGUAGUGGAAACCCUGGAAUGCAUCAAUGAAUCUUUUUUUCUUACUUUUUUACUUUUUACACAGUUGAAGGCCACUAAAGAGUUUUUGGAUACAGAUUUUUUCCACAGCUGAUAUGAGCGUCGUUCUCCUUCUUGUCUUACCAAACCCCAGAACAAUGACUUUACCUAAAUACAAGAAUGGUGACAGGUACGCUGCACCAGCACUCACAGUCCCAGCUAUGUUCUGAAUUUAGAAACAAUCAGCUGUUUGCAGCCAUUGUCUCCCUGGAGCUUCAGACCUCCAAUAUGGCUGCCAGAGUGUUUGUUCCAUCACCUGAAAGACCAAACAAUAGAAAACAUGACAGAGAAUCAGAGGACGGUGAUGUUAAAACAGGCUUAGGACUGAGGUUGGAAUGCAUCACAUAAUACAGACACACACAAACACUCACACACACACACACACACACACACAAACUGAUUCCUAGUAUUUUAGGGCAUGGCACUGACUUCAUGGAGGAGAUUAGUUUCAUGGCUUAAUGCCUCUUUCCCCAAAUUUGUGUGAAAGUGUGUCUGCUAAAUGUGUGUGUGCUUGUCUGCAUGCUUGCGUACAUGCUUGCAUGGUUGCGUGUGUGUGUGUGUGUGUGUGUGUGUGUGUGUGUGUGUGUGUGUGUGUGUGUGUGUGUGUGUGUGUGUGUGUGUGUGUGUGAGGGUUGUGGUGUUGGCAGAGUAUGUUAUUUUAAGGGGGGAAAUGAGCUCUACUGGAGCCAGCAGCAUAUAAAUACACCCAGACACACGCGUGGGCACUCACACUCACUCUCUCUCAUACACACACACACACACACACACACACACACAUAGAUACACAGCUUGUAGUAGAGUGGGACAGUGUGUGACUCUGUUCAUUGAACUUUUCAGAUAGUUUUUACAUCCACUCUAUUCUCUUUAAUGGCUUAUCUGUUACUCCGCUUUGAUGCCAAUUUGAUCUGUAUUACUCUUUAACUUCACGCGACCCUUCACAGAGUCCACACCCCAAUUAUUACCAAUCCCAUUGUCCUAUAACCUCUAAAGAACACACUGCAGGAAUAUUUUAAAGAUUGGUAGUAAUUUUUUGAGUUUUUGCCUCCUAAAAAGCAGACAUGGGACCAAGUCACACAUGUCUCAAAUAAGUCUCAAGUCAUCUUUUCUUGGGCAAGUCAAGUCAAAAGCUAUGUCAAGUCUAGUCCUGUAAUAGUUCAAGGCAAGUCCGAGUCAAGUUGCCUUAUUACGUGCACAAUCUGAUCUCAAUAAAGUGAAAAAAAAAAAGAUAUUAGUAACUGACACUUAAUGUUAUUGGCCAAUUUAUCCACUGCAUUGUAAUUACUGAUAUUCAGUUACAUACAUGGAUUCAAACUAAAGAGAAAUGAGAGCAUGGGCCUUCAUGAUCUGUUCCUUAAGUAAUACUAAUCUUGUUUUUAGCUUCUAAUCACUCCGUUUUUAAACCAGUACUUCAUUUAGUCCAUCUCAAACAGUAUUUAAUCAACUUCAGAACCUUUUGUUACUCAGUUUUAACCAAAUCUUUAGGUAGGCCUACCUCAUUGUUGCAAAGUUUACUUUUUCAGCACUUCAUUUGAUUUACACUGCAUGUGAGGAUGAACAUGUAGCUUGAAAGCCUGUGAGUCUCACAGCCAGUGCGGAUUGAUAUUGUAAGUACAAUCAGACUGGAGCUGUCUGUUUAUCCCAAUCAAAUCUGGGUAGUUGUCCAGUAUCAAGAGUUUAGUGCCAUUAGAGUGAUCUCACUUACAGAUCAGCCAGCCUGAGUCUAACAUGGCUACUGCACAAUAUGGCUAAUUGUUUCACACACGUAUGAUGAAUCAGUAAAAGAAAAACGGAAUGAUUGUGAGUUGGUGUGGCAUUUAGCCCAUUUAUCCCGCUGUUGCUAACUCAUGUGGUGAACGUUUGCUAAAUGUCAUCACAUCAUAUUAAGCUGACUGACAAACAUGAUAGAAUCUGCUAGCAUACAAGCACUUACGGACCAAGUUUGACGUUGUCGUCUGGCUGUCUGAAAUCUUUGUCCAGCAUGUCUUGCAUUCUGCUGUCCGUCGUUUGGCCUCGCAGUGGUCAUUCGUAAAUCCAUAGAGGAUGACUCUGGGUAUUAAUAUUAAUAUUGAUUUCAUAUUUAUAUCAAAACUGAAACCAUGAAAUAAACAAAACUCAAGCCAUUCAAGUCAUCAUGUCUCAAGUCAAGUCAAGUCUAGUCCAGAAUCUUUAACUUCAAAGUCCAAAUCGAGUCUCAAGCCUUUCAUCUUUUUUCAAGUUAAGAUACAAGUCGUCAAAACAGCGACUCGAGUCGACUCAAGUCCAAGACACUGGGACUCGAGUCCCCAUCUCUGCUAAGAAGUGAAAGUAAAGACUUACUGAUGGUGCAGUUAAUCAUUUCCAUGAGGUAAAAAUCAUUUUGACGCAGUAGUUCUUCUGCCUUAGUGUCUCAAUCUGAUUGUAUUUCCAUGAAGUAAUCAAUGUUCUUCCUUGAACUGAGAAACUCUGCUGCACUCAGUGAUCGACUUGUCAGGGCUCCCCGACAAACAAGCAGCAGCUGGAGGAGAGUGGGUGAGUUGUGUUUGGUCUCUUUGCUAAAGAAAUCAGGCAAAGCUAAAAAGAUGUUUGAUGGCUAGUACUAUGACUGGGACCCUAUAUGUCCUGUUGAUGAAGUUAGGUGCUGUUCUAAACAUUAUUUGUGGCUAUAGAGUGGCGUUUUGGUUGAGGUUUGCGUGUGGCGAUGUAGACCUCUGUGUAUUGCUGUUUUGCGGUUACUAAAGUUGGUAUAACUAGAGAAGCAAGCAUUCGGCAACACUCAUUUCUCAAGGGGGUGUCUAACUUGGUGUUACAGUGUGUUUGACUCUAAUUUAAUUUCAUGACGUAAUAUCCCUUUUAUUGGCCUCAAGGGGCUGGCUGCUGUCCAUGAAAAUUACCCACUUUAAAAUGACAGAAAACUCUGUCUGAACAUCACUGGAUGAAUUAAAACACAUAAUAACCAAAAGAUUAACUGAAGACUAAAUUUACAAAACACAACAGAAGCUCAAAGAUCCCUGACUGAGAGGCAGCAACAUUUAAGGGAUUUCAUCGUGAACAUGAACAUAUCAUUGAACAAUUCAGAGAAUCCCUAUACCAGAAUGUCCGUGUUGGACGGCCAUGAUCUUUGAGCCUCCAGGCAACGGGGCAUUAAAAAGGGACAUGACUCUGCAGUGAUAAUCACUGCAUGGGUCUGAAAUCAAUUCUAGAAACCAUUGUCUUAGUCACUGCAUCCACAUGUUAAAGUACUCAAGAUUUGGCUCCUCAAGGCGUCAGCUUGUUCAAUAUGACCUGAGGCAAAUGGGAAAACUGUUCAGUGGUGUGCGGAUGAACAUGUGACACUCUUUUUGAAAACGAUGGAUGCUGUGUUGUCAUCUCUAAGGAGGAACGAACUCUGUGAUUGUAUGGGGAUGUGGGAUUGUCUGUCAGAUGGGAAGCUUUCACAUGGGACGGGACGGUACCAUUGAUGCUAAUUACCGAAUACAAAGUCAAUAACAUAUACAGCAGACCUUCAUAUUUCAGAAAGACAAAGUUAAGACAACAGCAUGGCUCUGUAGUAGAAGAGUCCAGGUGCUCAAGUGAAAAAGUUCGGGAGCGUUGAAGCACAGAGGUAAACAUGUUCCUGUCCAAACCUCUUUGAAAUGUGUUGCUUGCAUCAGAUUUUAACUGCGCAUAUAUUUCUCAUUUUAGAUUCAGCAAUUAAUAUUUUUGUCUUGACAAAAUUUCCCAUUAAAUACAAAUGAUUUGAAAAAUACCAUAUUAUUGGUGUUUGACACAGAAUCCAAACUGUUUUUGACUUGUGUUUAUCAUGAGAGAAAGCUUUAGAUAAUACGGACAUGACACUCAGAUAUGAAUUAAAUCACAAACCAGGAUGUUUUGUCGUCUUCUUUAAGGGCACUUCAGAAAAACAGUCAGUGUUGUUGUGAUUUAGUGUACCAGAAACAUAAACCGCAGGUCCAGGAAGGGGCUGCAGGUAAACUGAGAGAAUAGUGCCCUCUACAGGUGAAUGGCUGUCUCACAUAUUGUAUCUGUCCACUGCAGAGGGGGACAGGGAGGGUUAGCUCAGGUCACACCUCAGUCACCCUCCUCUUUGUGAGAAAUUCAAACCUCUGCAGUGUGUCUGCUCUCUGCCGGCAGCCCUGAACGUUUCCUGAUCUCUCGACUCAGUUUGCUUUAAACUAAUGAAAAUAUUGUUCAUGCGUCAAGUCAUAACUUGAUAGUGACUUGUUGCAGCGUUGCUUGCAGGUCCUCUGAGACCUGCGCACAGACGCUCAAAAGAAAAGCUUCUCAGACUCUCCUCCUCGCACUUCCCAUCUGUGCUAUAUAUACCCGUCCCUGUGUACCUCUGCUGUGUGCUUAGUGCAGGAAAGGCAAACAGGAGGAUAUUUUCAUAUAAAUACACAUUAGAGAUGAUGGAGGCAAAUACAGGCUGCAACAGUUUGUGUCAAUUUGUGUGUGUGUCUGUGUGCUUGCAGGAAUUGGUUGAAAUGUCAUACAGAUGUGUCCAGCCUCUGUAUUAACCCCACGGGUCUUUCUCUUCUGCUAGUCCCUAUUUCUCUUUUCGUGCUUUAACCUUAGCUAGCUUCUUAUUUAAAAGGAAGAUCUGAACUAACAAAAUAACUUCUUCUAAUGUCAGUGCUCGUCCAGACUCUUACCCUGUAGAGGUGUAAGACAGAACUUCCUGAAAGUAAUGUCAAUUGUGAUUUUUUAAGAUAUUACAGGCUACUUCUCCUACAGCAUAUCAAGCAGCACUUGUUAACAUCUUGUCCUAAAAAUGGCGCAGCGAAAUAUAUGAAUACCAAAUAUGAGCACUGUGAAACCUCUGGACAAACCCAAAUGAAGAUGAAACCGGCAGACAGGUUUUAAGUAUCAGUGUCUUACGAAACCAGAAAAUAAACAGAGUAUUGUCCAAGAUAAUUACCUGAUCAAUCCACAGAAACAGGAUUUUUGUAGUCGAGUGACUGCACCAUGCUCCUGUACUGAAGUACUUCCUGUGGAGCUCCAACAGCCAAUCACCAGCUUUCAGAGUCUUGAACUGCCACUUCAAGCCUCUUCAUUCAGACUAAAGCUCUAAAAGCAUGUUGGUAAAUGUCAGUGAGAAGAGACCCGUGUUUUUAAUCCGUCACUUCAUAGAGCUCAGACAGUACGUAGCUGUGUGUGGUAUUAGAAAUUUUUAUGUUAGCCUUUAUUUCCUGUCUCCAGAAAACAACCUGCGUCUCCUCUGUUCAGAAUGAUCCCUCAUUUUCAGUCUCAGCCUCUCAUGAGUUUGUGGGGGGUUCUGGGUGGGAGGUAUGGAGAAUUCCACCUGGACUGUGGUGCAUUCGCAGGCCGCUGCGUGUUUGUGUUGCAUUAUACAUCGCAGCCUUCACAACACCACUGGCUCCACUGGGCUUAGGCCCCUGGGAUUUAAGCACGCAACCAGCAGAGAGGCCAGAGGGACGGGGAGAAAAGAGGGAGAGGAUGAGAUGUGGAAUGAUGGUGUGUGUGUGUGUGUGCUUGUGUGCAUUCAUUUGUGUGUCUUUCUGUUGCUGUGUCCUUCUACGGGUUGACUCCUCUGUCUCCUUGUUGAGGUGUUUUGCUAACCUCGUCUCUGGGAACCAAAGGGAACACGCAGCAGAAAGAACAGAUAAAGUGAGACACGUUUGCCCAAGGCCCGCGCAGAACUUUUCCCACGCAUGGAUCUACACACACACAAACACACAUCCAGAAAAUCACCUGAAUAACUGCUUAUCCAUGUUUAUUAAAAGUUUCCAAGGUGAAUGUCAGGCCAGCGGGAUGCCGUCCAGCUGUUUGUGUCUCUGUGACUGUGGCUUUAUCCACCUGAUGGUUUCUGCCCUCGUCUCGUAUUUUCUUCAUGGGUUGUUUUUUAUCUACGUCUGAUGGUCUCCCAGCUGGAUGCCAAGACCCAAACCUAGAGCUCUGCCCAAGGCUCGCUUAACAACAAAGAGGGAUCAAACGCAGCACAUGGCUUUGAUAAAAGCCCUGCAACUGCAGCGGAGCAAAUUAGAGCAGGGCAGGUCUGAGUUGGACUCCGUCCACACAGGCGGGAGGCAAGACCUGUAGAUGUGUGUGUGUGUGUGUGUGUGUGUGUGUGUGUGUGUGUUUCAAAUUAUGAAAAGGCAAAUUAUGAAAAGGCAGUGCAGGACGAAAUGACUCUUCAUGAACUUUACUGAUACGCAUGAAUUUCUUACAAGUGUUUAGAGAUGUGGACUCAAGUCAUUGUGAGUUAGGCCACUUUUAGACGGAAACGGUCUCCAUAGACAACGGAAAAAUUUAGUUUGGUUUAGGGGGGUCCGUUUAGACGACAACUGCGUUUUCAGGAGAUGAAAACGUAACAAAGUGAAAACCCCCUCCAGAGUGGAAGUGUUGUAAACGCUCUGCUAGUCCCGCUUUCGUCUAAAGUCCAAAAACGCCGAAAACAGUCAAACCUGUGACGUCCUGGAUCACAUCGGCUCACGCUUAUGACAUUGUAGCCAUGCACAGCUUCCUUGAAAAUAACAACAACAUGCCAUAUUGUGCUGCGUGCUUCUAGGAAGUAGAACGGAAGUUGUUCUACGUAUGCGUUGUUGGUCUAUAUGGGAGCACGGUCACACUGACACGCACCACCUAGCGCCCUGGCAUGGACAUUACAGCGUUUUCAACCACAUUGCAUUUUUGUGUAAACACAGCAUAAAAACUGAAAACGAAACGGCACUUUUCCGUUUUCUAUGGAGACCGUUUCCGUCUAAAAGUGGCCUUAGACUCAAGUUGACUGUUUUGACAACUUGUAACUUGACUUGACAAAAAAUGAAAGACUUGAGACUUGACUUGACUUGACCUAUUACAGGACUUGACUUGAUUUGACUUGACUUGCCCAAGAAAAGAUGACUUGGGACUUACUUGAGACUUGAAGGUUAAGCCUUGAGACUUUUUUGAGACUUGGACAUGUGUGACUUGGUCCCAUGUCUGCAAAUCACCCAUUUUAUCCAUGUCAUUGUGUUAGAAACUUCUGAUAAAAUGAGAAGUUCCUCGCUUGCAUUUCUGGUAUAGCUGUAGUCAGAGAGCUUACACGACUGAAUCAGUUAUUUAACCCAGGACAUCAGUUGAAACCUUUAAAUUAGACUGAGUGGUGUUACCACAACAGAGGACAGUGUCACUUUCCUCUCGUUUCUUGUUUUGGGAGAUGACAGUAGACCAGGUUUGUUCAUGUGUUAGCAUCACGUAAAAAAUGGAGCACUGUGCACCACGAACAGAAAUAAGACCACUAUAUUUGACAGCAUUUGGGGUUGAUGCCAGAUGACAGGAGACCCAACAAGUCUUGAUAAAGAAGCAAUUGAGCUCUCUCCUCUGAAGCCCUUCAACAUGACUUUAGUUAGUCAGGGUGAUAUUGUGUACCUUAUUUAACAAGCUUCAAACCUGAGAUACCACCCAAAAACCCAAGUCUUCACAUUAUCCUGCUUUGGAUUAGAAAUCCAGUCACACUUCAUAUUUUUACUCACCCUAAAGGAAAACAUGAACAUUUCUUUGUUGAUGAAAAUAACAGCAUCUGCAUAAGGUCCCUGUCAACCAGCCAUGAACAACUCAGUCUGUGCUGUGUGCAGUUAGUGGUGGCUCUGCACGUUUUCUUCACUUCGGUUGAUGUCUUUCUCAUUUUGCUGCGCUUUAUGCAGGUUUUUUUUUUUUUUCCUUUUCUUGACUUCCUUACUCUGCUUCAUAGUGACCAGUCAAAACAUUGACUAAAAAUCUUAAGUUUUAUGCUCUCCAAAUACAUUAAAAGUAAUAUUAAAAAUUUCCCCAGUGUUGUUUACAAGUGCCUUUAAGGGAUAUUCCUGCAUAAAUUUGAGUUAUAGUCAAACACACGGUAACACUGAGUUAGACACCCCAAAGAGAGAUGAAUGAUGCAGCGGAGUUCUGCAGCUCAAGGAAGAACAUUUUCUUUAAAAUUAUAGUCAUCAUAAUAAUCAUGUUGCUCUGCAGACGCAGAAGUUCUUCUGCCUUUUCGUCUCAGUCUGAUUGUAUUUCCAUGAAGUAAUCAAUGUUCUUCCUUGAGCUGCGAAACUCCGCUGCACUCAGUCAGCCACCUCAACAAGUGGCUACUGGAGGAGAGUGGGUGAGUUGUGUUUGGUCUCAGGCAAAGGCAAAGUUAAAAAGAUGUUUGAUGGCUAGUACUAUGGCAGGGACCCUAUAUGUACUGUUGAUGAAGUUAGGAGCUGUUCUGAGCAUUAUUUAUGGCUAUAGAGUGGCUUUUGGUUGAGGUUUGCGCGUGGAGACGUAGACCUCUGUGUAUUGCCCACAUGAGGUUGUUGCUGAAGUUGGUAUAACUAGAGAAGCAAGUGGUUGGCAGCAUUCAUUUUUCAAGGAGGUGUCUAACUCUGCAUUACGGUUUGUUUGAUCCUAACUUAUUAUCUCUUUACGAAAGUACCAUUUUUGCCACAUUGUCAACAGGCAGAAGUGAAAUAUUAAACAUUCGGGCGAAUAGAUAAUAAAUGUCGGGGUAUCACCAUAGGGUUCAUUAAACUUCUGCUGCUAUUGAGUCACCAGGUAUGCAAAAUGCAAUAUGUUUGUUGAUACUGCCAUACUGUAGAGUGUUUUUGAUAUAUUUGUCUCAUUUUCUACCUGAAAUAUUCAUGAUUUUUCCUCUCUAAAAGUACUUGUGUUGAAUUUAAGUGUUGGUAAAGGUUCAUAGUAUUACCUCCUGAUGUAGCACGACAGGUUCUGCACACGUUGCGCAGCAGCAUCUUUUUCUUCCAAAAUAAAUCCACACAACUGCCCCUCGUGCUGCUCCUCUUUGUUGCUAAACUUUCACGUGACCAGUCGAUAUCGCAGCCUUUGCGAUGAGAAAAUUGCAUUUUAUCAUAUUGCAAUGUUAUCGCGGAUGCAAUUAAUCGUUCAGCCAUAAAUAUGAGUGUGUGAAGACAGGGUCUAAUGACACAAAAACCCUCUGUCCUGAAUGAUGGGGGCCUGGUGUGGCUCAGAAGAAACAGAGUCAACCUCAUGAGAGAAUGAUGUCACCCCCGAGGCGAAUGUAAGUGGAUGUGGCUGAGCUGUGGUGGAGUGGCAGAAAGUGGGGUUAUCGCAGUGAUGAGUUGCUAAAUACUGACACUGGAUGGGGGAAGAGAAAACGGAGGUCAUCAAAGAGUCAGAGAGAGAUUAUAUGAACUGGAGAGAGGAGGAGAUGAGAGGGUAAAAGCAGACAAGGGGAUGUUUGACCUCUGGAAGGAUGAUAUACUGAUUAUUACACUACCUCUUUUUUUUUAAAGUGAAAAUUAUGAUGGUUUUACGCUCUCAAUUCAGCAAAGUUUCAUAACUCGCAGUGCAACAGCUAAUUCAAACUAAAUGAAAUCAACAAUCAAGGUGUCAUAAACCCUUCUGCGAAACAUUGGUAGCAUGACUCUGUGUUGUGCAAUAGCUCUGUCAAUAACCUGACAGCAGAACUCUCUGCAGUCUGGAUCUGUGCCACAGCAUGAUUGAGACGGGCUAACAGGGAUUUACAGAGGUAUGUGUGGUCUUGGGAACUCAUAACCCGAGACUCAUAAAACAAGCUUGAGAAACCUUAAGGAAAAGCAUGUCUCCUUGUACACAAUGAUGGCCUGAAAGUUAAUUUGGUUGGAAUUUGCCUUUAUUGAGGGACAUUUUCAUAUGCAAACUCUGUCCACUAAAUGGAGGAGCCUGAAAAUAAUGGAUUCAUAGGUUUGCUCAAAGUUAAAAAAUCACUUUUCUUGUAUUUAUCUAUUGUUCUUUACAGACUGUGAAUGGUUCUAUCAGUGUUGGCAUUUCAGAUAGAACCAGAACCUUUGUACAAGGCCAAACAUCUUUGUUAUACUCAUCGUUGUACUCCUGUGACACCUGCAGCUUCUGGGAAACUAAACUAAAGAUAAGAAAACUGCUGCGAUGACAGAAAGAUGUCAAUGGAUGUUUAAAAAUUAUCUUUGAAUGCUGAAACACCUCCACGAUCAAGUUUCAAGCCUCAGUGUAGUCAUCAUUGACACUGACCCAUCUAUGAGUCUGUACCCCUUAUAUUUCCCGUCUCUCUUCACUUGUUUCACUGGAUAACGGCAAAAAUAGCCCAGAAAAACCUCGUAGCAGUUUUUUAGGUAGUUAGGAAAUUAGGUUGAACUAGGGCUGCACGAUUAAUCGAUUUUAAAUCGUAAUCGGAUUAUGUAAUUGUGACGAUGUUUUCCUCUCUAUCAUGUCUUGUACCUCCAGGCCACCGUAGACGCCCCCUUCCUGUGAGAGCUCUCCCCAGUUCCCAAACACACCAGUGUAAACAAACAUGGCGUUCGCAAAAGAAGGCGAUAAUUUCGUGGCUAAAUGGGACAAGAGCAAGUCAGUUGUGUGGAAUUGGUACAGCUUCGCAGUGUCGGACGAAUAGCAAACCACUCCCCGCUGCAAAGUCUGUCGGAAGGCGGUAUCAACCCAUCAAAUUCAGUUGUAAACGCAAAAGGUAAACGGGUGAAAGCGGGUCAGAGAGUGCAUAAAUCCAUACACGACUACCAUUUCAUCUCUGCAUCUCUCUUGAAAACGAUUAUGAGACACACUGCGUAACUGUUUCAUGGUGCCUGCGUGUGUCCGGCCAAAACAACCUUAAUACACAUGCUCUGUACUCUUCUUCUGUCUUUGGUACAAUUCCUGGACAGCCUUACAGCGCCACUUACUGGCUUGGCAUACGCAUUACAUCGCUUUCAGUGGUUUUGUCUUGAGAGAUGAUAGAAAAAUGUUUUUUUCAAGUGAAGUUUGGUGAAGUUGUCACUGAAUGAAAAAUCACAAUUGACUUCUCAGAGAAAGAAAUCGGGAUUUCAUUAUUGGCCAAAAUCGUGCAGUCCUAGGUUGAACAUCACCAGAUGAGGUGUUGACUUUUGUUCAGAGAAGGCAUCAUUUUGACAUCUCGUGACUCUUGUUAUGUGAAACUGCAGCAGAAAUGAGAAAUUUACUCCUCACAUCUGCAAAACCUUCCCCUGUUUGAUAAAACAAACUGACUUUUAGACUCAACAUUUGUUAAGAUGAUUACACGUGGAGGAGAGCAGACGGAACAUAAUCAGUGCAGCUCCCUCUGUGGAAGUCUCACUGCCAGCUUAUGAGGAAACCUAUUUCUGUCAGGGGCAGCUGGGACUCCAGAUACGGGGCUCAGAUCUGUCCCUGUGAGGUGAGCUGGAUGUGUGUGGGUCAGGGCACCCAGUCUGAUGUUUGUGUGAGUCUGUGUGCGUGUGUGUGUGUCCGCGGUAUAUCUCCCUGACCUGUCUGGCCUGAAGGUGGUGUGUAUGAUAAGCCACUUUUCCUCCUCUCAGUGUCCUCACAGCCAGACGUUUCUCCAAAACAUUCCCACAACGUCAUGGGAACAAACCUUCUGUGCUGUAGCUCUGCUCCAUCUGAAUGUUUUCAGUAACUGAAUUUGAAUCAGGCUGUGAAAUAAAGCAUCCCUAAGGUAUGUUUGAGGUCUGAUGAAACCUCAGCCCUCUUGCCUCCUAUCUGGUUUCACUUAAAUCCAGGCGCAAGCUCAGGUACUUUGAAACUUUUGUCCUAGCCCACCCUCUCUCCUAAAUCUGUCAAUGAGGCAGCCGUGACUGUGGUCCACGGUGAACAUGCUCCAUGUUAAAUCUUCUGUGUUUAAAGAUUUAUUAUGUAACACAAAAGGUGCUGCAGGUGAUGGAAGGGUUAACAAACUCCUGACCCUCAGCCGAGAGACAGAGGUUUUAAUUCCACUACAAAUGACAAGAAAUUGGGGGUUUCAUUAUCUACAGGAGAUGAUAUCCUUCAACAAUCCAGAGUAUUUUGAAGCUAUGAUCUUUGGGCCACACAUUAAAACCAGACAUGACGUUGUGAUGGAAAUUGCAGCAUGGGCUUCAAAUUACUUCCAAAAAACACUGAGUGUCAGUGAUUGAUUAGUCCCCACAUCCACAACUACAGGUUAAAACUGUAUGAUGAGAAGAAGAUGGGGCAGAAAACACUGGUGGUCUCUCUGGGCCUGAGGCUUGAGCCCACCUGUGGUAAACUGUCCCAUGUAUGCCUUGUCACCAUGGUUGUAUUUUAAAGCAGAGGGACACUAAGCAAGCUGCAGAACAGAGUGAUUUGGGACUUUGACUUUGUAAGGCUCCUACUGCACACUAAAGAUGUCCUUUUCUGUUGUCUUUUGGUUUUUGUCAUUGCCAGGUACCUGGCUAAACUGUCAUCAGUGGGAAGCAUCAGGGAUGAGGAGACGUGCGAAAGGUUACGAGGUCUCAUCCAAAGACAGGUACAUGCUCCGAAGCACGAAUCUGAGAUUUUACCCAAAGGAUAAACCCUGAUAAAUGUCAUGAUUCCUAAAUUUACAGUUUCUUCUUUGUUAAUUGUGGCCUUUUUGUUUCAGUCAAACACAACUUGUUGUUUGAUAGAAACACAAACACAGAAUUAAAAGCUCUAUCUUAGAAAUUCAUGUAAUAGUCAACAAAAAGCAAUACAACCAAAAUGUAGCAAGUAAGUCUCUGAUUAUCUUGUCUGUCUUUAUUUGGGUGAAUUAUUUUCUCCAAUAGUUUCUUAAUUGAGACACCGAAGGAUCUUAAUUUUUUAGUGGCUCACGGUCUUCCUCUGUUUUAUGUCUUCCAGGUUCAGAUCUGUAAGCGCAGCGUGGAGGUGAUGGAUGCGGUGCGUCGAGGAGCCCAGCUUGCUAUAGAUGAGUGUCAGUUCCAGUUUCGUAACCGUCGAUGGAACUGCUCCACUCUGGAGACCAUGCCUGUUUUUGGCAAAGUUGUCACACAGGGUAAGAUUAUACACCAGAGAGAUUCCUGAAACCAACUCCUCGACUGACAGUACGACACCCCGAGCUGACUAAUGUGGAUGUUUCAUUCCUUUUAAAAAUCGAGGGACGUUUUUCAGAAUGAUUCCAUUUGUUUUGGCACCGACAUUUCAGUGUCUAGGCCCAUUUACUUCACCAGACGUUUAUCUGUGCACUGGUUUCUGUCAUUCAGCAAAAGAGGCUCUUUUUGGUGACUUAAUGAAACAAUAUGACUGUGUGUGUUUGUGUGUGUUUGUGUGUGUUUGUCCACGCGUGGGUGUUAGGCACUCGUGAGGCAGCUUUUGUGUAUGCCAUCUCAGCAGCCAGUGUGGCGUUUGCGGUCACGAGGGCCUGCAGCAGUGGAGAGUUGGAAAAAUGUGGCUGUGACCACAAUGUACAUGGAGUCAGUCCAGAGGGUAGGUCUCUCUCUUUACACACACACACACACACACACACACACACACACACACACACACACACACACACACACACACACACACACACACACACACACACACAAAGUACAGAGGGACCAACUACUCACUACUCCAGUACAUUUCAAUGGAAUCAUUUUAAAGACAAAAUAUGGCAGCAUUUUUUAAAGGCAAGAUGUAUGUCUGCAGGUAGCGUAUCAAAGAGUGUCUUAAAGGGAUAUUCCGGUGCAAGUUUAAGCCAUGGUCAAACACAUAUAGGGUCCCAGCCAUAGUACAAGCCAUCAAACAUCUUUUUGACUGUUUGCUUCUCUAGUUAUACCAACUUAAGUAACGACUGCAGGAUAGCAAUACACAGUGGUCUACGUCUCCACGCACACACCUUAACUAAAAAGCCACUCUAUAGCCACAAAUGAUGCUCAGAACAGCACCUAACUUCAUUAACAGUACAUAUAGGGUCCCAGCCAUAGAACUAGCCAUCAAACAUCUUUUUAGCCUUGCCUGAUUUCUUUGGCAAAGAGACCAAACACAACUCACCUACUCUCUUCCGGCAGCCGCUUGUUUGUGGGGGAGUCCUUAUGAGUCAAUCACUGAGUGCAGAAAUAAACAAUAAAGUGCUUAAAGUGCUACAUAGCUGACCAUUUUCUGUCUUUAUCCGAACCCUCCUGUCACAGGGUUCCAGUGGUCGGGCUGCAGUGACAACAUUGCAUAUGGUGUGGCCUUUUCCCAGUCCUUUGUUGAUGUGAGGGAGAGGAGUAAAGGCCAGUCCUCCAGUCGGGCUCUCAUGAACCUGCACAACAACGAGGCUGGAAGAAAGGUAACUGACUGCUCUUGAUGUGAAUGUGGAUGGACAUUUCACUAAUUUUGGUCUGCAUUAAAUUUGUUUGUUGUUUUAUAUUUCAAAGCAUUAUCUCCCACAAUGACUCCCAUCCCUAAAGUAGAUGGCAACCUGUGAUUACAGCCAGCAGAGGUCUGCUUCCUCAUACCUCAAUGUAACACUGAACUAAAGGUGUAAUGUACUGUAAGGGGGUGGUUGAAAUCUGCUUUGAAUAACAGCCCCCUGACUCCAUAUUGUUAUACUUGUCGAGCAGUGAAAUGGACUGCCUCUGGGUAGACUCGUCCUCCAACAUGGUCCCAAUGAGAUAGCAGUUCCUCAGGUCAGGUUCAGACCAGGUUCUGCAAAGUUCCUCGAAAUGAGCUGUUCAGAAAAGCUUGGAAACAUCACAGCAAAAUCUCUGUAUCUCGGUCCAGUAUCGACAAUCAACAUUGUAAUAUCACUGUAUAUUUAAAGAUAUAUUAACAUACCACAAUAGCCACUGGCUGAUUUCCAUGCCAAGUUUUUAGUCAUUUAAGAUAAGUAAGGGUCAAAUCCCAAAUAUUACAUUUUCUGUAAGUCUGAAUGCAAGUGAAAAGAAAUGAAGUUACAGUUAUUUGAAAAGACCAAUCAAGUCUCUUGUCAAGUCCAGGUGAAGUUUCAAGUCAAGAAAUACGAGCACAAGCCGAAACUUCAUUCAUUCAGUCAAACUUCUGGUCCGGUGUAUGUCGGUUAGAUAAGUUUGCCAGGGCAUGAAGACAAAGCCAUGUCCAGUCAAAAGUUAAAUCUCAAUCGCUCAUGAGAGUAACUCAAGUCUGACUCAAGUUUAAUAUUACAACUCAAGCAGAAGUCCAUAGUAGCUGUGAGUAAGAUCACAGACUGUUUCUGAUGGAUUCAUUUUGCUAUUUGCAGCAGUUAUUCUUGAAGUAUUAUUUACCACAAAAUCUAUCAAACUACAUCUGCUUACCCAUGGUUCUUUUGUAUUCCUGCAGGCUAUACUGUCCCACAUGCGUGUUGAGUGCAAAUGUCAUGGGGUCUCAGGCUCAUGUGAGGUCAAGACCUGCUGGAAAGCCAUGCCACCCUUCCGCAAAGUGGGAAACGUCAUCAAGGAGAAGUUUGAUGGAGCCACAGAGGUGGAGCAGCGGAAGGUGGGCAGCACCAAAGUCCUGGUACCCCGAAACUCCCAAUUCAAACCUCACACUGACGAAGAUCUUGUCUACCUGGACCCCAGUCCAGAUUUCUGCGACUAUGACCCACGAACGCCGGGUAUGCUGGGCACAGUGGGCCGCCAGUGUAACAGAACGUCCAAGGCCAUCGACGGCUGUGAGCUGAUGUGCUGUGGCCGUGGCUUCCAGACGCAAGAGGUAGAGGUGGUGGACAGGUGUAGCUGUAAGUUCCACUGGUGCUGCUAUGUCAAAUGCAAACAGUGCCGCAAAAUGGUGGAGAUGCACACUUGCCGGUGAUGGGAGUGGGGGCACCAAGGGCAUGCUUAUGGACGAAACAAACGCCCCACACUCCAGCUCAACUGCCAAGGGGAAAGGGAGAGAGAUGGAUUGCAAAGUUCCCUUGUCUCCUGCUUGAAACCACCAAACCCUUCGACUACUGGUCAAAGGAAGCACACUGAGUGGCUGACAGUUCAUCUAACCAUUUCAUGCCACCAUCUUUGUCGUCAGUUGAAAAUGCAUGGGAUCUCCUGAAAAGCGACCGAGGGAGAGUGUUUCUGCCCAAGCAGAGACCAUCUUUCACUUCCUCCCUCCUUCCCUCACUCUCAUAUUUGCUUUAUUGAUGAUGCUUCUUAUUUUUGUAAUGUUUAACUUAUUUGUUGAGACUGAGGAGAUUGAUGGGGUGGACCAAUAAGAGGGAGCAGGUGAGUGAAGAUAAUAAGGGACAGACUGGACCCAUGGGUGGGCAGAUGGCGGGUGGGGUUAAGGGGUUGGGACGGGGUCAAGAGGAGGGAUGUUUGCCCUCUGUCCUUGCUGCUGAUGCUUUGGGGACUCAUUUGGACUGAUGGAUGUCAAAAAGGGAGACGCAGAGUCUGUUAGAGGAUGGACCUACAACAAGGAGUGACACGUCACAGAUAGACUUGCUGUGGUUCUCUUUGUGAUUGUACAUGGCUGUGAUUUCUUGAUGUUCAGUCUUUCAUUUUUUCCCCUGCAAUGCCCUGAUGCUGCUCCAUGCAAACACACUCCCUCUCUUUCAGUCAGAGGGAGGAUGAUGAUGGAAAGGUGAAAGCCACAGUCAGAUCCUUCCUGUCUUUUCUGUAGGCCAAAGGCACUGGCAGGUGACGGGCAUCAUAACCACCAACACACAUAUACCCAGCAAACCCAGACACACGUAUGUCAACAGCUGCUACCUAAAACAAGGAACCCAAAUCCUCCUAUCAGAUUUGAGACGAUCAGUUCCCAUUUCAAAGCCGCCUAUCUCAAAUCGCUUAAGUACUCAUCGGAUUCAUGUUAACCGUGGCCUGUUGCUUUCAGCCAAAUGUUCAACAUGAGCAAACACAGAGACAUGCAUGCACCAGCAAACACACACAAUGUAAACACAUACACAAAGGGGUCUGCCAGAGGGUUGCAGAGCAUGCUCAACAUGCAUGAUGACUGAAGCACUUUCUCUCCAAGCGCACAUAGAGCCCUCGCCCCACCACAGCAAACAUCUGACUAUAGAUCAAAUUGUCCCCGCUGCUCACACAGACACACACACACAUGGACACAGUUUCCCAUGCCACUGUCAGGAGUCUAUUGUUGUCUUGCACCUCCACCAUAAAGCCAGGCUUUCCUAUAAUACUGUGCUAUCAUUAUAGAAACAUACUGUAGAUCUGUAAAGACUUAUACACUGAAGAAGACUAUACUGCCUAUGAAUGUAUGUUAAUACGGAAUAUAUGCUGUGUCAAAAAUGGCUGUUGUCGCUUAUUUCAAAGGAACUAUUUGUAGCGUGUGUCAGUGUAAAAAAAACAACUGCAUAUGUGUAAAAUGUCCAUAAAAACAGGCUGUGAUGGUUUGCAAACCAUAAACUGUCUUGUUGUGACAGAUCUAAA
This is a messenger RNA of Xyrichtys novacula (pearly razorfish), 30557 nucleotides long. The record is from the annotation of a GenBank genome assembly. Lineage: Eukaryota; Metazoa; Chordata; Actinopteri; Labriformes; Labridae.